Electrophorus electricus (electric eel) is the source of this 1867-nucleotide messenger RNA. Its product is annotated as UDP-glucuronosyltransferase 2B20-like. NCBI's taxonomy places the organism in Eukaryota, Metazoa, Chordata, Actinopteri, Gymnotiformes, Gymnotidae. The record is from RefSeq and is a predicted model, not a curated record. Gene Ontology annotation, molecular function: glucuronosyltransferase activity.
UACCCUUAUGACUCUGUUCUUACCACUAGGCUUCCUGAAUGUAAACAGUAACGAUGUCUUGUCUUUGGAACUCAUCCAGUCUUUUUCUCGUCUUGCUUUUCUGUUUCUUUCGCUUUACACAAAGUGGUAAAGUCCUUGUUUUACCCGGGGAGUACAGCCAUUGGCAUAAUAUGCGUUUCAUUUUAGAAGAGCUGGUUGAAAGAAAUCACAGCGUCACAGUGUUGGUACACGCAGCAUCACCUUCUAUCAAGUACAACCAGACGGAGCGCUUCAAGUUCCUUGUUAUAGAUUCUCCCCUAGAAUCACAAAAAGUGCACGCUCUUUCUGAAGAAAUGAUUGAUCUUUGGAUAAACCAAUCACGCACAUCAUCUACUUUGGGAAUGGCGCUCAAGAUUAUGGAUUUAGCCUCAAGGAUUCAAGCAGUUCAGAAAGUCCUGUGUGAUUCCGUGUUCCGCAACGAAGAGUUGUUGGCGACGCUGAAAUCGUUCAAGUUCGAUGUGCUUCUGUUUGACCCCAUGAUUGUGUGUGGCGACUUACUUGCAGAAGUGCUUAAAGUUCCGUUUGUUAUUUCUCUGAGACUGUCCCUCGGUUACUCCAUGGAGCGACUCUGUGGUCAGAUGCCUGCACCGCCGUCGUAUAAGCCAGCUCCACCAUCAUAUGUCCUGGUGAUCACCACCCACGGGCAUCUCACAGAUUACAUGUACCUCGUAGAGCGAUUAGACAACCUGCUGCUGUACAUUGUUCACACAGCUAUAGUCAUACUGAGUGUGAUUAUGUUUAAUAAGAACUACAUAAUGGGCAAACCCACAACCCUGUGUGACACUAUGGGAAAGGCUGACAUCUGGUUGAUCAGAACCUAUUGGGAUUUUGAGUAUCCACGACCAUUCCUACCAAACUUCAAGUUUGUGGGCGGACUGCACUGCAAGCCUGCAAAGCCCCUCCCUAAAGAGAUGGAGGAGUUUGUGCAGAGCUCAGGAGAUGCUGGCAUUGUGGUCUUUUCACUGGGCUCCUUAAUAAAGAAUCUCUCCAAAGAGAGAGCCAACACCAUCGCUUCAGCACUCGGGCAGAUCCCUCAAAAGGUCUUGUGGAGCUACCUAGGAGAGAAGCCAGACACUCUUGCUCCUAAUACAAGAAUGUAUGACUGGAUUCCCCAGAAUGACUUACUAGGACAUCCUAAAACCAAGGCCUUCAUCACCCAUGGUGGGACUAAUGGGCUGUAUGAAGCUAUUUACCAUGGAGUCCCAAUGGUGGGUUUACCACUGUUUGCUGAUCAGCCAGAUAACAUGAACCACAUGAGAACAAAGGGAGCAGCUGUAAUGCUUGACAUCAAUAGAAUGGAGUCCAAAGACCUGAAGGAGGCUCUCAUUGAUGUUAUAAACAAUCCAUUGUACAAAGAGAACAUAAUGAGACUCUCCCGCAUCCACCAUGAUCAACCUAUGAAGCCUCUGGACCGCGCUGUCUUCUGGAUCGAGUUUGUGAUGCGGAACAAUGGGGCCAAGCACCUGAGAGUAGAAGCCCAUAACCUCACCUGGUACCAGUACCACUGCUUGGAUGUGGCUACCUUUUUACUCUCCAUAACUGCACUGGUCAUGUUCAUUUUUGUGAAAACAUGCAGUUGGAUCUUCCGUAAAUGUUUAAGAAGAACCACAACAAAGAACAAAAAAGAGUGAAUAAGUUAGUGCAUAUAAUUGUAUUAUUAAUUAUGGAAUCAUUGUACAUGAGUUUGGGAGCAUCAACAUUAUACUGUGCCACAGUAUCAGCUAUAAUCAUGAAGGUGUUUUACCUUUGCCCAGUUUAAUACUGAAUGAUGAACCAAGAGCAUUGCUACAGAAAAUGGUGCUGGUACUGUCCCUAAAUGUUAAGAAAA